Molecule: messenger RNA, 1527 nt
Organism: Talaromyces rugulosus
Lineage: Eukaryota; Fungi; Ascomycota; Eurotiomycetes; Eurotiales; Trichocomaceae
Exons: 6
Coding region: 1-1527 (508 amino acids)
Source: RefSeq, a predicted model, not a curated record
AUGCCAAAAGUCGCACUGGUCUCGCCACAAGAUCGACUAAACGCGGAUUUUAUUGGACCUGGCAUCGGAACGAUGUUUGGAGCAAAGAAGUACCUUUGGGGUAAUAUCCCUGCUUUUGAUAUCCUCAAACUGGGAUCAAAUGAAGGAGAGAAAUAUGCUGGGGAUCUUCGCCUCUUGUUUGCAGCCUCGGGAGACAUUCGCCAUGUUAUCAAGACGGUCGCCCUCGUUCCGAGCAGCUACGACCACUCUCUCGAAGUUACAAUAAAUGACAAAGAUUUUGACAUUGUGGCUCGCAAUAUCAUUUUGCUUCUUGUUGCACUAGUAGUUGAGAAACCAGACGAGGCUGUCGAUUGCAUAAUUCACCUCUGGUACUCAGCUCUCGUGCGCCAAGCAGAUAUUGACAUUCUUCAAGAUCGUAUUCGACCCCUGAUCGAAGAUAUCUGUGAAAAAGUCAAAAACAAGUCACCUGAUCACCUCCUCGCAAAGACAUGGAAAUUUGGGCGUCGCUCGCUAAGACUUGUUCUUGAGCAAUCCUCGUGGAAUCGCCUUUUGAAUCUUUUCAAGAAACCAGCCAUAACAGCCGAGCAGGCGAAUAGAAUUCGCCUAGAAAACACCCUAGCUCCUUCGAGGAGGGACUAUCGCGAUCGAUACAUGAACUGCAUUUCACCUAUUCAACGGGUUUCUUUUAACAAGUUUCGCCAAGAUGGCCUAUUGCUUCCCUUUGGAUUCUCACGUCAAGAUUUCAGGGAGCCAAACCCGACAUUUUUCCAGGUGGGUGAUACCUGGCCGAUGAAGGACGACGCAGAUCCCCUUCACGGAUGGUCUUUAGAAGAGGUUUCAAAUACAUCAAGCGGAGCUGCAACUGCAGACACCUACGGCAAGCUAUUUUAUUACCUUCGCGGAUUACUUUACGCCUUUUUGGAUCGGAUCUCUGGUUUAAACGUCUCGUUCAAACUUUUUCAGCUCGACGUUUCUUCCCUUCCUGAUCAUCUCGACAAGGAGUCUUUCAGCCGAAUCGAUGUGUCAAACAUUUCGGAUCGGGCCUGGUUGGGGAUUCGCCAUACACUAUAUUUUAUGCUUCCCUUGCUCCAGACUCCUUUACAGAACCCACAUGCCACCUUAAUAACCCUCUUUAUGAACGCUGUUGAAGAGACCUUGACCGACAAAGAUAGAAUGCAGGGCUUGACCCCACACAGCCGAGAAACGAAAGAUCUAUUCCAGUAUCUCGGAGCAAGUCCUGAAAACAAACCCGACGUUAUCAAACUUAUAGUUGGUCGAGAUCUUGUCACGAAGUAUGACCACAUUUUUGACAGAUACGUGAAGGACUUGCAGUUCUAUCAUGUCGGUGAAGUUUUGGGCGCAAUGAUGAAAGAAAAGCACACUAUCAUUGAGAAAUGGCCCUAUAGGUUAAAACUCCGGCCUGGUCAGCCAGGAGCCCAAGACGAGUUUGACCGCUGCAUGAUGAUAGGUGUUUCAGGCAAGGAGCGCUACAUAGAGUGGAAGAAAAUCCACCAGGGCUAUCUGUAA